CUGAAGGUAAAGCGUAUAUAUUAAAUUGCUCAGCGAAAUGGCUGCAGAAGAAUGGCAGCUUGAUGACUUUGAGAUCGGAAAGUUCAUAGGUGAAGGGAAGUUUGGCAAAGUCUAUCUCGCUAGAGAAAAACAGAGUGGAUAUGUCGUAGCGUUAAAAGUUAUUUUCAAGAAGAAGCUGGAAAAGUAUCAAUUCUUUGGACAUCUCAGGCGAGAGAUUGAGAUCCAACAUAGCCUUGACCACCCUAAUGUCCUCCGCCUAUUCGCUUGGUUCCACGAUGAGACUCGCGUCUUCUUGGUCCUCGAGUAUGCUGCGCAAGGGGAGCUUUAUAAGCUGCUCAAGAACUUGCUCCGCUUCUCCGAGAAGCACGCGGCUACGACUGCUAUGAAGGCAUUGGUUUCCAAGAAUCUUCUGGGCCACUUAAACAUGGAUGUGAAAAUUUCCAUUGCCUAUUUUCUUAAUGAAAUAACAAGAAUAACAACACUAGAUGCUCCAUAUGAUGAUGAUAUAAUGAACGAGAUAUUUGAGCUAAUUGUUGGAGCUUUCAAGAGUUUGGAUGAGUUGUCAAGCCGUUCAUUUCUGAAGAGAGUUUCAAUAAUUGAAGAUAUUGCAAAGGAAAGUGAAAAAUUUCAUCUUGAAAAAUCUGUUGCUGUUGUAGAUGGAUCUUCCAAACCGGUGACGAAUAAUGGAUCUUUUCAGAAUGGAAAUGAUGUACCAUGGCUGCAAAGAAAAAGGAUGAAUUUCUCCAUCAUAGUAGUAAAUCUAGAGUUAAUACUAAACAUAGCUUGGAUCCAGGAAAAGGAUGAAACUGAUGCUGUAGACAUUCUUACCUAUAGACUUGAUAACUCUACUUUUCUGGGACAAAUUACCAAGUUGAGAAUGACAGAUUUGUAUUCCCCAACUUGA
Dendrobium catenatum is the source of this 904-nucleotide messenger RNA. RefSeq names its product MAP/microtubule affinity-regulating kinase 3-like. Gene Ontology annotation, cellular component: spindle microtubule; chromosome passenger complex; spindle pole centrosome. The record is from RefSeq and is a predicted model, not a curated record. NCBI's taxonomy places the organism in Eukaryota, Viridiplantae, Streptophyta, Magnoliopsida, Asparagales, Orchidaceae. The transcript is spliced from 5 exons. Gene Ontology annotation, molecular function: protein kinase activity; ATP binding. Bases 38 to 904 code for a protein of 288 amino acids. Gene Ontology annotation, biological process: mitotic spindle organization; regulation of cytokinesis; protein phosphorylation.